UUAAAAAAUUGGAAUAAAUGGACUUGAGUUUUAUGCUAAAACUAUAUGAACAUAAUUUAACCUUUUUUAAUAAUAGGAGACAGUUAUUUUCGUGAGUUUCUUUUGGCUGCAAAGUAGAGAGACUUUCAGGCUAGGGUUUUUUAAUAAAGGUAGAGUCGGGAGUAGAAUACAGAAGAACUUCAUGGAAAUCCUAGAAUAGGAACUGUGAUAUGGCUGGGCCUUCCAGAGUCCAGAAUCCCCAAAUCUUUAUAUCCAAGUGUGUUAAUUAUCUAUUGCUAUGUAACACAUUACUCCAAAAUUUAAUGGCUUAAAACAUUUAUUUCACAGCUUCUGGGUGUCAGGAAUCUAGGCGUGGCUUAGCUGGGUGCCUCUGGCUCAAGGCUUCUCACAAGGCUGCAGUCAAAGUAUUGGUUGGAGCUGCAGGCAUCUGAAGGCUUGACUGAGGAAGGAUCUGCUUCUCAGAUCACUCACAUGGCUGGUUGGCAGGCUUUAGAUCAUUGCUGUCUGUUGGGCUGAAGACAAUAGAUCUUUGCCAUGAGGGUCUUCCCAGCUUACAACAUGGCAGCUGGUGCUCCUGAAUGAGAGGGGUGACAAGAUGGAAGCCACAGUAUCUUUGUAACCUAAUGUUGAAAGUGGCAUCCCAUUAUCUCUGCUGUAUUCUGUUUGCUAGAAGCAAGUCACUAAAUCCAGUCCACACUCAAGAGGAGAGGAUUACACAAAGGCAUGAAUACCAGGAGAUGGGGAUUAUUAAGAUCACUUUAGAAGCUGCCUGUCAUACCAAGUUUGCAGUAAUUAUCUGCAGGAUUCGCCAUGACCCCAGCUCUGAGGGAGGCAGCAACAAAGGGUAUCUGCUUUUCAUCUUUACCAAGUACCAUGGAGUCGGACAAGAUGCUAUGCAUGGAAGGUCCAAGAACUGUAGAUGAAAAGCUAAAAGGAGACACUUUCUCUCAGAUGCUGGGAUUUCCAACUCCUGAACCUACUCUUAGCACUAAUUUUGUGAAUUUAAAACAUUUUGGCUCCUCUCAGUCUUCAAAACAUUACCAGACUGUUCUUUUAAUGAGUUCUAAUGCUACAUUAAAUAAAUACAGUGAGAAUUAUAAACAAAAGAAAUUAGGGGAACCCCACUGCAAUAAGCUGAAAAACAUACUGUGUAAUGGCAGCAACAUUCAGCUCAGUAAAAUCUGUCAUUCUCGUUCUGAAGAGUUCAUCAAAAAGGAACCUCUGUCAGAUACCAUGAGUCAGUGCAUGACAGAUGUACAAAUUAUUCUGGAUUCAAAUAUAACCAAAGACACUAAUGUAGAUAAAGGACAACUGAAAAACUGUAAGUUGUACCAAAAGAAUGCACUUUUGGAUAAAGAUAGUGAUGCUGAGAUUAAAAAGGGUUUAUUGCACUGUGCUCAAAACAAAAUUGGGCCUGACCACUCACACGUGCCUAUUAGUUCCUCAACUGCUGAAAAAGAGGAGGAAGUGAGUGCUCGUUUACUUCAUUGUGUAAGCAAACAGAAAAUUUUACUUAGCCAGGCUAGAAGAACUCAGAAACAUUUGCAGAUGCUCCUGGCAAAGCAUGUUGUUAAGCACUAUGGUCAGCAAAUGAAAUUUUCUAUGGAACAUCAACUCCCCAAAAUGAAGAUUUUUCAUGAACCUACCACAAUUUUGGAUAACAGUUUACCUAAAUGCACUGAAAUUAAACCAGACACCAACUUAUUGACUGCAGAGAGUAAAUUGUGGAAUGAUACAAAAAAUGGCUUUGCACGGUGUACAGCUGCAGAAAUCCAAAGAUUUGCACUGUCUGCUACAGGGCUGUUGUCUCAUGUUGAAGAGGGUCUGGAUUCUGAUGCAACUGAUAGCAGCUCUGAUGACGAUUUGGAUGAAUAUACCAUUAGAAAAAAUGUGUCAGUUAACUGUAGUACUGAAUGGAAGUGGCUUGUAGACAGAGCAAGAGUUGGCAGCCGUUGGACGUGGCUUCAAGCCCAGAUUUCAGAGCUAGAAUACAAAAUCCAACAACUAACGGAUGUUCACAGGCAGAUUCGUGCCUCCAAGGGGAUAGUGAUCCUAGAAGAAUGUCGACUUCCAAAAGACAUUUUGAAAAAGCAAAUCCAAUUCGCAGACCAAGCUGCUUCAUUAAACACUACAGGGAAUCCCCAGAUUCCUCAGGAGAGUCAAGAUCCUUUACCAGAGCAAGAUUUUGAAAUGUCACCAAGUAGCCCUACACUACUUCUUCGCAAUAUAGAAAAACAGAGCGCACAGUUGACUGAGAUCAUCAGCAGUUUGAUUGCCCCUCUCAACUUGUCCCCAACAUCAUCACCCCUCUCCUCUAAAUCCUGUAGCCGUAAAUGUCUGGCUAAUGGCAUUUCCAGGAGUGCUUCAGAGAAUUUAGAUGAGCUCUCUUCCUCCAGUAGCUGGUUACUUAACCAGAAGCACAGUAAGAAAAGGAGAAAAGACAGGACAAGAUUGAAAUCUCCAUCCUUGACUAUCAUGAGUACAGCAGCUCGAACAAGGCCACUUCAGAGUUUCCACAAACGAAAACUCUACAGAUUGAGCCCUACUUUUUAUUGGACUCCUCAGACUUUGCCUUCAAAAGAAACAAGGUUUUUAAAUACUACACAAAUGCCUUGCCUGCAAUCAUCUUCAAUUUGGAGUAGCUGUGAACACAAUUCAAAGUCUCAAAUAUUAACAGAACAUGUAUCAGAGUUAGAUUCUUCUUUCCAUUCCGUUCUAUCAUUGCCAUCAGAUGUGCCUCUUCAUUUUCACUUUGAAACAUUGUUAAAAAAGACUGAAAUAAAAGGAGAUCUUUCUGAAAAUAAAUUUGUAGGAGACUGUAUCAUAUCUCCAUCAGCUGUACAUAAUACUUCUCUGAAUCAAUGGAGAAAUGGAUAUUCUCCUAUAUGCAAGCCUCAAAUGAGGUCAGAAUCUUCUGCACAGCUGUUACAGGGAAGAAAGAAAAGACACUUGAGUGAAACAGCAUUAGGAGAAAGAACUAGAUUUGAAGAAUUUGCUAUUCAACGCGCAGAACCAGGAUCCCAGAGCAAUUUUACUGCAGUUACUAAUGUCAAUGUUAUAUCAAGAACCCAGAAUUCAUCAUCACAAAAUACUGCACGACGACGAUUGCGAAGUGAGAGCUCUUAUGAUAUAGAUAAUAUUGUGAUUCCCAUGUCAUUAGUGGCCCCAGCUAAAUUAGAGAAACUCCAAUAUAAGGAAAUAGUUACUCCAAGCUGGAGGAUGGUUGUUCUUCAGCCUCUGGAUGAAUAUAAUUUGGGUGAAGAAGAGGUAGAAGACCUCUCUGAUGCAGUCUUCUCCCUAAGACACAAAAAAUAUGAAGAGAAAGAGCAAGCCCGAUGGUCACUAUGGGAGCAAAGCAAGUGGCAGAGAAGAAACAGCAGAGCUUACAGUAAAAAUGCUGAAGGACAGGACUUGCUUCUGAAAGAAUACGCUAACGACUUCAGUGGUGGGCAGCACUGCGCUGCUGAGAGUCCCGCUGAGCCUCCUGCAGAGAGCCAGGAUCCCCGUGCACACGCCUCCCCUUCAGUAAGUCAGAGUCAAGAGAUCAAGUCUUUGUGGUGGGAACGACGGGCUUUUCCGCUGAAAGAUGAAGACAUAGCAGCCUUAUUAUGCCAAGAUGAAAAAAGUGAUCAGAUUGAAAGAUCAAGCCCAGCUUUCCAUGGUGAAGUCUUCUGUACCAGUGCACCAGAAAACGGCCACCAUCCACAAAGGCAGGCGGAUGGAAGGGAGGAACACAAAACCCUUGGUCUAGGACUUCUCAACUCACGUUAAGAAAAAUCAGUGACAGAGAACAGGUUAAGAAAACUAUGUAACUGAAUGGGAAAACAGGAGAAAAAAUAAGCCCUGUUCCCCCACCCCCUCCACAGUCACAAUUCCAGAGUAACAGCAUGUAGUGCAGGUGCAUGUAUUAAUCUUUUGUGCUGUUUAUGAAACAGGCAAGUUACGUCUCAUUUUCCUUCCUGAACCACAGGAGUAACUAGCUUUUCACCUACAGACAAGUGCUAGUCAUUUGUGUUUGAUGCAGAUCACAAGCACCAGAAGAUUAACUGCUGCAAUUUGAUGUCAAAUCAAUCACAUUACUGGGUAAAUAAUAAUUUUUAAACAACUUAUACCCACACCCACAUAUACCUAUGCAUCUAAUGACAGCUCUUCUUUUUCUAUACACGUGGUUAUUCUUUAAAUUGCCUCAGCAAUAUAUUAAGAAUAUAAAAUACAUGUGUAUAGAGUAUACAUGCAUACAUAUACACACAUAUAGUUUUAAAAAACACUGGCAAGUGACCACUCCACUUGAAAAUGCACAUAUCAACUACCCCAUGAAAUAUCAGCUGAACCAUAAAUAAAGAAACACAGAUUUCCAAUGGUGUUGAACAUCUAUAAGCCUUGCCUUGACUAUGGAGAAGGAAUUUUUUUAAAAAACAUGUUUAACCAAUAGAAGUUAGUUAUUUAUGGAAAUUUCUAUACCAGAUAACACAAUACUCCUCCUUUAUUUGAAAUCACUGAUAUCUGUUGGGUUAAACACAGGUUAUUUUCUAUUCACUCCUAACAAACAGAAUAAGAAAAGCAAAGUAGUUAAAUAUUGUUGUAUUUUAAAACUACCACACCUUUUAAAACUCAACUUGAGUUUUAUCUAUUUUAUGUAUCUCAUGAAGAGAAAACACCCAACUUAAAAUAAGCAACAGACAGGAAAUUCCUGUUAGUAUAUUAUUGUACUUUUAGUUAUUUUGGUCAUUCCCUACCAUUCCUUACUCUAUUCAAAUAAGCAUCUAUCCUAGAGUGAGAAUUAAAAUUCUUAAAAGGUUAAUGCUUCAAUAUUGGAUACUGGAGUGUACAUUAAGUAAAACUCCUUUUGACACUAUUACAUCAUUUUUUUAUAUGUAAAAAUUGAGGACAAUUUAUAUGAAUCACUUUUUCUCAUGUAAAAAAGGUUAUUCCAGUUGUAGUACCCAUAUAACUGACAAUCCUAGCCAACUGGCCUAAUCUGGGGGAUCGGACACUAAGUUUUUGUUGGGGAUUAGAAAUUGUACUAGUCCCUUUAAAGAAGAAGAAGAAAAAAAUUUCCAGUUCAAUGCUGACAAAUUUUUGCUUAUAGUUUUACUGUACAUUUAUAUUUUAAAAAAGAAAACAAAAGCCGGAACAAACCCAAGUUGUCCAGGCAAAUAAACUCAGAUUUUUUUGUCAUGACUGAUAUUAUAAUCUUCUAUGUAAGUUUUUUUAAUUAAAGUUAUUUCUGUA
This is a messenger RNA of Eubalaena glacialis (North Atlantic right whale), 5232 nucleotides long. It is a transcript of the gene KANSL1L, whose product is annotated as KAT8 regulatory NSL complex subunit 1 like. The coding region runs from base 811 to 3771 and encodes 986 amino acids. The transcript is spliced from 15 exons. Gene Ontology annotation, molecular function: histone acetyltransferase binding. Gene Ontology annotation, cellular component: NSL complex. The record is from RefSeq and is a predicted model, not a curated record. NCBI's taxonomy places the organism in Eukaryota, Metazoa, Chordata, Mammalia, Artiodactyla, Balaenidae.